This is a messenger RNA of Jaculus jaculus (lesser Egyptian jerboa), 3434 nucleotides long. RefSeq names its product solute carrier family 6 member 9 (gene Slc6a9). Gene Ontology annotation, cellular component: plasma membrane. The transcript has 15 exons. Lineage: Eukaryota; Metazoa; Chordata; Mammalia; Rodentia; Dipodidae. Gene Ontology annotation, molecular function: glycine:sodium symporter activity. The coding region runs from base 438 to 2339 and encodes 633 amino acids. Gene Ontology annotation, biological process: sodium ion transmembrane transport; synaptic transmission, glycinergic; neurotransmitter transport. The record is from RefSeq and is a predicted model, not a curated record.
UCCCCGAAACCAAAACACAACAAGCUCUGGAGAAGCGGCGAAAGGCACGGCGGGGCGGGCGGACUCGCGGCAGCGCUGAGCCUGGGGAGGCUGAUGCAACUUUCCCUUUAAGAAAGCCACCUGGGCGCACCGCGGUGCGGACCCAGCACGCCUGGGCCGGGGGCUGCAGCAUGAAGAACAAAGCUACGAACAGGACCCCCUUAAAAGAACACUUCAAGAAGCAGAAGCCGACCUUGGUCACUGGCAAAAGGAAAUGGUGGCAGAUUACUUCCCUUCCCAGCCCUCUCCUGAGAAUAGGAGACCAGUGGCCUGGGCAAAGAGCCUAAUGAAGUCAGAGGCUGAUUUGCAUAGCUCUUGAGGUCUAUCUUCUGAGAGGCACUUGAAGCAGAGUCUACAAGUGUGGUCCAGGUCUCCAGAUUCCCCAACCCACUGCCACCAUGGUAGGAAAAGGUGCCAAAGGGAUGUUGAAUGGUGCUGUGCCCAGCGAGGCCACCAAGAAGGACCAGAACCUCACACGGGGCAACUGGGGCAACCAGAUCGAGUUUGUACUGACGAGCGUGGGCUAUGCCGUGGGCCUGGGCAAUGUCUGGCGCUUUCCAUACCUCUGCUAUCGCAACGGGGGAGGCGCCUUCAUGAUCCCCUACUUCAUCAUGCUGAUAUUCUGCGGGAUCCCGCUCUUCUUCAUGGAGCUCUCCUUUGGCCAGUUCGCAAGCCAGGGCUGUCUGGGGGUCUGGAGGAUCAGCCCCAUGUUCAAAGGCGUCGGCUAUGGCAUGAUGGUGGUGUCUACAUACAUUGGUAUCUACUACAACGUAGUCAUCUGCAUCGCCUUCUACUACUUCUUCUCCUCUAUGGCUCACGUGCUGCCCUGGGCCUACUGCAAUAACCCCUGGAACACUCCAGAUUGUGCCGGUGUGCUGGAUGCUACCAACCUCACCAAUAGCUCCUGGCCUGCUGCCCUGCCCAGCAACCUCUCCCACCUGCCCAACCAUACCAUGCAGAGGACCAGCCCCAGCGAGGAGUACUGGAGGCUGUAUGUGCUGAAGCUGUCAGAUGACAUCGGGAACUUUGGGGAGGUGCGGCUGCCCCUCCUGGGCUGCCUUGGUGUCUCCUGGGUGGUCGUCUUCCUUUGCCUCAUCCGAGGAGUCAAGUCUUCAGGGAAAGUGGUAUAUUUCACGGCCACCUUCCCGUAUGUGGUGCUGACCAUCCUAUUUGUCCGUGGCGUGACCCUGAAAGGAGCCUUCACGGGUAUCAUGUACUACCUUACCCCACAGUGGGACAAGAUCUUGGAGGCCAAGGUGUGGGGAGAUGCUGCCUCCCAGAUCUUCUACUCGUUGGGCUGUGCGUGGGGUGGCCUCAUCACCAUGGCGUCCUACAACAAAUUCCACAACAACUGCUACCGGGACAGUGUCAUCAUCAGCAUCACCAACUGUGCCACCAGUGUCUAUGCUGGUUUUGUCAUCUUCUCCAUCCUUGGCUUCAUGGCCAGUCACCUGGGUGUGGACGUGUCCAGAGUGGCUGAUCAUGGUCCUGGCCUGGCCUUCGUGGCUUACCCUGAGGCACUCACGCUGCUGCCCAUCUCCCCCGUGUGGUCCCUGCUCUUCUUCUUCAUGCUCAUCUUGCUGGGCCUGGGCACACAGUUCUGUCUCCUAGAGACACUGGUCACAGCCAUCGUGGAUGAGGUGGGAAAUGAGUGGAUCCUGCAGAAAAAGACCUAUGUGACCUUAGGCGUGGCUGUGGCUGGCUUCCUACUGGGCAUUCCCCUCACCAGCCAGGCAGGUAUCUACUGGCUGCUGCUGAUGGACAAUUAUGCAGCCAGCUUCUCCUUGGUCAUCAUCUCCUGCAUCAUGUGUGUGUCUAUCAUGUACAUCUAUGGACACCGGAACUACUUCCAGGACAUCCAGAUGAUGCUGGGGUUCCCACCGCCUCUCUUCUUCCAGAUCUGUUGGCGCUUUGUCUCUCCAGCUAUCAUCUUCUUCAUUCUCAUCUUCACGGUGAUCCAGUACCGACCAAUCACCUACAACCACUACCAGUACCCGAGCUGGGCUGUGGCCAUCGGCUUCCUCAUGGCCUUGUCCUCUGUCAUCUGCAUCCCGCUGUAUGCCUUGUUCCAGCUCUGUCGCACAGAUGGGGACACUCUUCUUCAGCGAUUGAAAAAUGCCACGAAACCAAGCAGAGACUGGGGCCCUGCCCUGCUGGAGCACCGGACUGGGCGCUAUGCCCCCACCAUAGCCCCCUCUCCUGAAGAUGGGUUUGAGGUCCAGCCGCUGCACCCAGACAAGGCCCAGAUCCCCAUCGUAGGCAGUAAUGGCUCCAGCCGCCUCCAGGACUCCCGGAUAUGAGCACAGUUUCCAGGGGAGAGGCCCCACCCCACCCCUGGUCCCACCACAGAGACUGGGGAGGCAAUGGACAGGCUGUCACCACCUGCCCCCUUCUCAUGUCCUGCCAAGACAGCUGCUGUCACCUUGGCCACCACUGCUAGUGAGUCAUUCAUGCUCGUGUCCCCAGUGUUUACAGUUCCUUUGGAUGCCAAGAUGGCAGCUGGGGGUGGGGAGGCAAUGGGAGGAUUGCUGGGGGGCCCAAAGCACUUUGGAGGGGUCUCAGGCCAAGUCCCCAGAGGCCUGCCAGGCUUUACGUGGCCUCUGAUCCCCUCACACUCUACCCUUGAGCUGUCCUCCUAGAGGACCAGAUUCUGGGUCCGCCCCCCCAUCUGUUCCCCUCUUUGGGCCUCCAGCCUCAUGACCAGUGUUCCUGAUGCCACAGCAGACCCCAGCCUCUGCUCAGGCCAUUCUGUAUCUUCCUUCUUGGGACAAGGGGAGGGGCUGGGGGCGCUUGCAGUGUUACCUUUCAGACCAUACCACCCAGCCCUGUUUUAUCUGUGUAAUUAUUUUUGUAAAAAACUGUUUCACCUGUGGUUGCCAUCCCCACCCAGCCUUGGGUCCAGUCUGUCUUCCAGGCCUGCUUGCACCUCAUUCUGCUGCUCCAGGGUCUUUGCCCUUCCUUUCAGCCCUGGCUGUCAGGCCCAGCCAGCAGAUGCCAAGACCCAGCAGCCUGCCCAAAGUUCUUGUUUCUGGAGGGAAGGGGCGGGGGCUGCCCAGCACAAGGUUUGAACCCAGAUCCCUGGGGAAGGGACCCUGCACACCAACUCCUUGCCCCCCCCCCCACCAGGAUGAAGGCCCAGUCAUCCCAGAUGUGUUGCCCCUGUUCACGUGCCAAAUGGCCCCAGCCCGUGUGCCCGUCCCCUCUCCACAGCCGGAGUUCCUUCUCCUGAGCCCUGCAGUGUCCGUUUGUCCAUCCUCUGUACCCUCUGCUGUGACAGCCCCAACCAAGCCGCCUCCAAUCCUCCGUAGCAAUAACGGUGCGCCGCCCACUGUUGCCCAUCGUGCACCACUAGGAUUUUAAAGUCCAUAGAUUUUAAUGAAAUUUCGAUUCCUGUC